This is a messenger RNA of Corylus avellana, 810 nucleotides long. It is a transcript of the gene RUS2, whose product is annotated as root UVB sensitive protein (Protein of unknown function, DUF647). Gene Ontology annotation, cellular component: histone acetyltransferase complex; chloroplast envelope. The record is from RefSeq and is a predicted model, not a curated record. NCBI's taxonomy places the organism in Eukaryota, Viridiplantae, Streptophyta, Magnoliopsida, Fagales, Betulaceae. Gene Ontology annotation, biological process: response to UV-B; auxin polar transport.
ACACCCGUAGAGAACUAACCCCUCUUUACCCCCCCAAACCUCUAUCUCGUGCCCUAGCGGAGAACUCCCUUUUCACCGAUUAGGGUUUUUCACUGUCAGUUUUUUCGCGCGAAAAUGGAAUCUGAGGGGCAAAAAGGCUCAUUGAACCCAUCGGCAAUGCUCACUUCUCUACUCAGUAGGAGAGCCAAACUUCACGAGGAGCUUCGUAACAUUGAAAAGCAGGUCUAUGAUAUGGAGACAGGUUAUCUACAGGAUCCAAGCCAAUGCGGCAAUGUGUUGAAAGGUUUUGAAGGAUUCCUAUCUUCAUCUAAGAGCACUGCCCUCUUGAAGCGGUCCAGGAAGUUUCAGCCUGAAGAUAGGCUCUUUUCAUUAUCUUCAGUCACCUCACCAGCAGCGGAAGAGCUUACGGCUGGACGAGAUGAUGGGAGAUCAGAUUUUGGUCCUGGUCGAUCUAAGGGUGGAGCUAUAUACGCAAAUGGGCAAGGGAAACCAAAGAAGGGAAGACCUGGGCAAAGGGAUGCGAAGAGAUUUAAGUCUUCAGCCGACCCAGAUUUUGAUUAUGACGAUGAUCCUGAUGUGACAUUGUAAAUUUAAUUCAUCGGCCUUAUGUGCAAGCUUUGCAAGAUCUUGGAGAGCCAACAGCAGCCUGCUUGCCUUUUGAUCCUGUAAAUGGCAGAGAAGUUCUUAGGCAAAGAAAGCACGUUUUUGACCUUUUUAAUUAGUUCAUUAACAUUAUGUGAGACAUAAAAAUGUAAGAUGGUUGUUUUUGCAUAUAAUUUAAUGUUUAUAUCUUUUACCAUUUUCUUUUCA